Cryptomeria japonica (Japanese cedar) is the source of this 738-nucleotide messenger RNA. RefSeq lists its product as uncharacterized. The record is from RefSeq and is a predicted model, not a curated record. The transcript has a single exon. NCBI's taxonomy places the organism in Eukaryota, Viridiplantae, Streptophyta, Pinopsida, Cupressales, Cupressaceae. The coding region runs from base 1 to 738 and encodes 245 amino acids.
AUGCAGUUGGCAGAGAUAGACAGAGUCGGGUUGCCAUUGCUGAUGGAGCCCAGAGAACUUUACCUUGCUAGAUCUCUCUUUCCUAAUGAGAAAUGGAUCCUUCUGGGUGAUUUCAAUACCCCUCUUUCUAAUCUAGAAAAAUCUGGUGGGUUGCCAAUUUCUAUUGAAAGUAGACAAGACUUGGCUAACAUGAUCAACUCAUUGAGCCUUUUAGAUCUUGAUCUUAUUGGGGCUAAAUUCACCUGGUCCAAUAGACAUAGUGGGGAGGAUCUUAUUCAGGUCAAGCUUGAUAGGGGUCUUAUUUCUCCAGAUUGGCUUAGGUUGGCUUCCUGCAGACUCAAUGCUUCAUCCCGUGUUGGAUCAUAUCACUUCCCCAUCUGCCUCUCAGUCUCUCCAUUGUCUGGCAGAAAGGCGUACCCCUUUAGAUUUGAGAAAAUGUGGCUCAUGGCCCUAGAAAUCCAAGAUAAAUUUUUGGAGUGGUGGAAUAUUGAUAUCCAGGGAAUGACUAUGUUUCGUAUAGAUAAGAAGCUUUCCAAUGUUAAGUCUAAUAUCCAACGUUGGAAUAAAUCCACUUUUGGCAACAUCUUCAAAGCUAAAGAGAAGCUCAAACUGGAACUUGCAGAAUUUCAAGAGCAUAUCCAAGCUUACGAGAUUGAUAUUGACGUCUCGAAUAAAGAAAUUGAUAUUUUGACCAAAUUACAUGAUAUUAUCUCCAAAGAAGAAGACUUUUGGAAGUAG